This is a messenger RNA of Spirometra erinaceieuropaei, 4870 nucleotides long. Lineage: Eukaryota; Metazoa; Platyhelminthes; Cestoda; Diphyllobothriidea; Diphyllobothriidae. The record is from the annotation of a GenBank genome assembly.
AUGGCGCGCUCCUACGGCCUACCAAAGGUCCACAAGCAGGGGGUACCGCUAUGCCCUAUCGUCUCCUUACGUGGUACUCCAAACUUUGGACUGUCAAAGUGGCUGUACCAGCGACUUUGUUUCCUUACCAAGGAUUCGGAGUGGACAGUGAAGUCAGCUGAAGAGUUCUUGACGCGCAUCAAACAUCUCGAAGUGGAGGCAGAUGAGGUGAUGUUGUCAUUUGACGUGAUCUCAUUAUUCACCUCCAUCCCACCCGCGCUGGCUAUCGACACAAUUGAUGACUUUCUCCGGGAAAAGUAUGAUGAAACCGACCAACAGCUCAAACGAGCACACAUCAUCGAGCUCCUAGAACUGCGUCUUAAGACCUUCUUUACAUUCAACGGCCAAGUCUACGAGCAAAAGAAGGGGACACCGAUGGGCUCGCCUCUGUCUGGACUAAUUGCCGAAGCAGUUUUGCAGAGACUCGAGCAGCAGGUCUGCAGCUGGUACCCCCCGAAGUUCUGGGCCAGAUACGUCGACGAAAUGUUCUUUGUAAUCAAGAGGAGCGAGGUGAAGGAUUUCAAGGCAUUGUUGAACUCAAUCUUUCGCGACAUUCAGUUUACUAUGGAAGAGGAAGUCAACAAUCAGUUCCCCUUCCUGGACGAACAAGUUACGAGAUUGACAGACGGGAAGAUAAGGACAACGGUUUACCGUAAGGCAACAAAUACCAGGCGCAUCCUCCACUUCCGAAGCAACCACCCUGUUGGUCAUAAACGCAGUUGUGUCAGAAUUCUCUCUCAACGUGUCCAAACACACUGUAGCGACGACAGUGGGAGGAAGGAGGUGGUGAAUUACUUGCAGGCCCUUUUUAAAGCCAACGGCUACCCGAAGUCCUUCAUACGCAAUUGCCUCAAAAAGCCUCAUUUUGAGCGGUCGAGUGGAGAAAAGCCCAAGUUCUGGCUCUCAAUACCGUAUGUGAAGAAAGUAUCAGAGGCAACGGCAAGAAUCCUGACACCUUUUGGGAUUGGCGUGGCUCAUAAACCAGAAUGCACCAUCAUACAGCAAAUCAUGAAGCCCAAAGACCCGCUACCAACAAAAGAACAGUCGGCGGUGGUCUACAGCAUAACAUGCCUAAAUUGCAAUGCGAGGUAUGUUGGUGAAACGGGCAAACGCCCCGGUACAAGAUUGCACGAACACCAACUUGGAAUCAACCGCAAGGACAAGCUGUCUUUGGUCUAUGGCCACAAGGAGAACUUAAACACGAUUUUGCCUUUGAGAAAGCGAGGGUAGUUGGUCGAGCCAAUGAGAAGAUGGCUAGACUGGUGCUCGAAAGUUGGUCCUCGGCUGGUAUACUCAACCGAGCUAUAGAUCUACACCCCGCCUACCAAGCGCUGCAUACACGGCUCGGAUCAGUCCGGACAGGACCAGUAAGGCAAGCGAGCACGCGGGACCAAGAGUCAACGCUCACGGAAACGAGCGCAAUUGGGGGCCAGAGGUCAUGUGACCAAAGCCGAACACUGUCUCCCCGAUGCGACCGCGAAGCUGAAUGCUGCUCACCUGAACAGCAACGACCGAUCAGUCCACCGGCUGACGUGGGAGAGGCCAAGCGGCACGCUGAUUUAACCACAAUUACGCCGACCCCAAAGGGAACAAAGGUCACGCAGGCCUGUCAGCCGUCAGCCCCGGGGAGGUCUAAGCCAGUCAGCAGCAGAGGCAGGUCAAAGUUCGUGCGUCAAGCAUGGCUAUAAUACGAGGCAAGCGGCAAGACAGAAUAACUCAAGACCGGAAAGUGCAACAAUUACGCUACUCUGAUGAUGGAAACGAGGAAGUUUCCAAAACGUCAGUUCGAAUACAAUAUGGUCCAUGGAUUCGCCCUCUCUUCUUCUUCGUCUUCUUCGGGAGAUGUUGAACGCGAUAUAUAUAUAUAUAUAUAUAUAUAUAUAUAAUACAUGAGCAGCUCGCUAAGGGUGCAACAGGCCAGACGCGGACAGCUGUUUCACGGUCGUUACCGAUCAUCAGUACGUCAUAGGCCUUAUGAAGUGAGGUAUAUAAGCAUGUCAAGUGGGCGUUUGACCCUCACUGUUGUGGUUAGGAUCUCACUCGAUCCCAUUCUGCCCGCCCGCCAGCUUGCUACUGGCGACAACGAACGCUGUGUCAGAGGACACAUACCACAUAUAAUACAUGAGCAGCUCGCUAAGAGUGCAAGUGACGUACUGAUGAUCGAUAACGACCGUGAAACAACUGUCUGCGUCUGGCCUGUUGCACUCUUAGCGAGCUGCUCAUGUAUUAUAUGUGGUAUGUGUCCUCUGACACAGCGUUCGUUGUCGCCAGUAGCAAGCUGAGGGGCGGACAGAAUGAGAUCGAGUGAGAUCCUAACCACAACAGUGAGGGUCAAACGCCCACUUGGCAUGCAUAUAUAUAUAUAUUUAUGACAGUGGGCGUUCGCCGAUCAGGUUACCGAACACGCUCGUUCCAUUGUGCCUUGGGGCUCAUACUAGAACCCUCGCAGGCAGUCGCACAGCGACUAGUAGAAUGAUGUAAAUCAGGUGGUACCGACAAAGACAAGGGAGACCGGAAUGGCCAUUUCUGGCUUAUUAGCCGUCAUCAGCCAGUCAUACCCAACCCCAAGUGUGGAUCACUUGAGAUUCGAACCCGGGAUCUUUGGUCAUGGAGUUCGACGCUGAACCAUUGAGCCACGAGCCCGUUGUCCUGUCUAUGUCUACUACUAGUCGCUGUGCGACUACGUGCGAGGGUUCGGGUAUGAGCCCCAAGGCACAACGGAACGAGCAUGUUCCGUAACCUGAUCGGCGAGCGCCCACUGUCAUAAUUAAUAUUCUUGAUCACAACCGACAGGACAACGGGCCCGUGGCUCAAUGGUUGAGCGUCAAACUCCAUGAGCAAAGAUCCUGGGUUCGAAUCUCAAGUGAUCCACACUAGGGGUUGGGUAUGACUGGCUGAUGACGGCUAAUAAGCCAGAAAUGGUCAUUCCAGUCUCCAUUGUCUUUGUCGGUAUCAUCUCAUAUGUAUAUAUAUAUUGCUAAUAGAAGCGAAAAUGCGCGUCCCCGGACAUAAGUGAGCAGAACAGGCGAUCUCAGGAACCAUUGCUUUACUGUCCUGACGUUUCAAAAGCAUACAAGCUUCCAUCGUCGUAGGUGAGUGUGGUAUCGCACCUCACAUUAUUUAUAGAUGGGUGAAAGUCAUGUCAAAACGGGUUUUCUUACAUAUGAAGUCAGGGCGGCUGGGGGGAAGGGGCAGGGGGGAAGGGGCAGGGGGAGUCCUAGAGCGUCUUUACUCCGGAUGAGUGGGUGGUGGAUCAGCUUUAGUGGUCAUCAGCCGCAUGAACACAUGAACUGUGGCGGCCGGGGGAGGGGGGUGAGGGAGGGAGGGUGACGGAAUGUACUCAAUCUACAUCGGAGGCCGGCGUUGAGACGUUGGUGGUCGUCGUUCGUACCUUCAUUGAGCGUACGCGCAUCUUCGCUUCUAUUAGCAAUAUUUUCGGGCGCGAAGCGCUUGAGUCUGCACGACGCUGGGAAAUAUUCUCCCUUCGUGUGUCUUCUACGUACGCGCAAAUACAAUUCCUCCACAGAUGCCUUGACAAUCAUGUGCUUCCGAAGAGCCUGUCGUACAGGCCACCGGUUAACACAAGUCUGGCUACAUGGUGGGUGGCUGAACAUGGCAGACGAAUGAUUCGGGCGCUUCUCCAAGAUUGUCAUCUUCGACUGCGUAAAUACAACAGGGUUUUGAACCAGGCGGUACCAAAAUGCGUCGAACUCAUCGUUGAUGACGGAGUCGCGCAGUUGCAACAAGUGAUUAUUAAACGGGCCCGGAACCUGCGAGCAAUGAGAGAUGCCGAGCUAGCGGUCAAGCUCCAAAGCAUAAGCAAAUAAUCUCAAGGGGAGAACGAAGUCCUGGUGCACAAUAUGUCCUCUAAGCAGUUGACUCCUGCACAAACGAAAGUGCUGAGUCAUGAGGCUUGCUUCAAUACCACAGACGCCGAUCCAGUCAAUCUCAUGGCCACGGUAGAGUCGAUUCUCAAACAACCCGGGAAUCCGAUGAAACAAAGCAUAUCAUUCGACAGCAGGUAGCCUCCUUGGCGAUGUCACACAAACCGCGUGCAAAUAUUACCAAGGCCGAGCAGAGCGCUCUCAAGACACUGAGGGCUGACACCAGCAUCGUGAUUCUACCUCCAGACAAAGGGCGUUCCACAGUUGUGAUGGAUAAGGCAGACUACAUUCAGAAGGCCAAUGCCCUACUAGAGGACCGACAGGCGUACCUACCAUUUAACGAUGAACCUAUGAGGAGGCUGGUGACGCAACUGGACAAGACACUCGCCGAUAUGCAAACGAGCAAGACAAUAAGUAAAUCGGUACGACUUGCCAUUAAGCCAGUAGACGCGGCCGCACCAAGGUUCUACGGACUACCAAAGGUACACAAAGCCGGGGUCCCCCUCCGGCCAAUCGUAUCAUUGCGCGGCGCACCUACAUUUAAUUUGGCCAAAUGGCUGUUCCGAAACCUGAGGUCUCUCACCUCGGACGCGGGCACGACGGUCUGUUCAGCGACUCAGUUCCUGGAGCGGAUCAAAGGGAUGAGACUUACCGAAGACGAGCUCAUGGUGUCAUUCGACGUCACCUCUCUUUUCACCUCGAUCCCGCAAGACCUGACAAUCAAAACGGUCAGCGAGCUGCUCGAGAGUCAGUACGACGAGACGGACGUGACGGUAAAAAGGAGACAUCUCGUCCAAUUGCUGAGAUUCUGCCUGAAGACGUACUUUACCUUUGAAGGCACGACCUACGAGCAGGUCAAGGGGACGCCAAUGGGAUCGCCGCUCUCGGGCUUCAUCGCAGAGGCAGUUCUCCAAAAAAGUAGAGACCCUCGUUUUCUCAACCUAUAA